GUUUCAUCUGGUCUUCACAAGAACGCCCUACGAUUGGAAUUUAAUUUUCUCCAUUUACGGAUGAAGAACGGAGAUCAGAACAGUUUCGCUGGCCCCACGUAGCCGUCGCGAGGCUACAACUGCAGGUACACACAGGGCAGCUGUAUGAAACCCCCGCCCCUAGGGUGCGCGGACCUCGGGCAUGCGCAGACCCCGGCGUGCGGAGGCAGUGCGCACGCGCGGACGCUCUCCUCUGAGAUGCUCGGACUACAGCCCCCAGGAUGCACCGGGCAAGGCGACCUCGCAGAGACCUUUUCAAACCGACCAAUAGCAGCCCGCGCCGCGCUCGCCGCUCUGAGUUUAAAUCUAGGGCGGAGGCGUGUCGGCCGGGAGCAGCAGCGGGGACUCUGAGAGCGCUGGGCAUGGAAGGCGGAGACAGCAGCGACGCGCCUCCAGCCCACCGGGCGGGCGAAGCGGAGGUGGAGCGUCCCAGGAAGGAUGGCGGCGUCCUCCUUCUGGCCGACGAAAGCUUCGACUUCGACCUCUCCUUGUCUUCUCUCAGUGCCAAUGAGGACGACGAGGUCUUCUUCGGACCCGUCGGGCACAGAGAGAGGUGCAUCGCUGCCCGGCUGGAGGGAGACACCCCGAGUCCCGAAGCCGGCCGCGUCCGCUGGAGCCCCCUCACCGGGGAGAAGUUCGUGGAGGUGUACAAAGAGGCCCACCUCCUGGCCUUCCAGAUCGAGAGCAGCAGCAGGAGCCAGGCGGCCCACGCUGCGGGGCCCGAGGGCGGCGAGAGGUUCAUCCAGGACUCCAGGUUAAAGAUGAGCCUGUUCGAGAAAGAAAACGAAAGCAGGAAAAGCCCCGGCUCGCUUAAGAGGGAGACGUACUGCCUGUUGGAAGGCCCCUUGAGCGGGCCGAAGCUGUCGGGUGUGCAGCCUGCCUCGGGCGUGGAGCCUGCCUUGGGCGUGGGUCCCCGGAGCACCGCGGCCCAGGCCCAGCUCACCCGGACUCGGGGGCCCCUGCCCCCUCCCCGUCCCUCCCUGCCCCUGGACCCCAGUCCCGUCCGCCCUCUGAGCCAGGCAGCGACUCAGAAGAGGGUCGUCAGCAGACUGCCGCCGCCCCGAGCGUCUGUCAGAGGGAAGAGCGUGCACUUGGCCGUGGAGAAGGAGACACCAGCGAGUCCUUCCAGGGCGAAAACCCCGGCUGUGAAGGAGUCCCAGGGGGACAGGCCCCUGGACACGCCCAGCGCUGCCCAGGACGUCACCGGCGUGCCAGCCCGGGGAGGCCCCCUGGGCCUGGGCAAGCGAGCACUCUCUGUGCCCAGCAAGGUGGGUCUGAAGAGAACCGCGCUGAAGCCCCCCGGCUGUGCGGCUGGUCUGGCGAGAAAGCCCGGUGCCCCAGGGGGCUUUUCGGGCAGGAGCUCCAGAGCGUGCCCGUCCCCCGUGGGGAGCACAGGUACAUCAGGGGGACGUCGGAGCGUCUCUGCAGAAGGUUCCCGGCCUCCCUCGGACCCCGGCCAGCCAGGCCCAGCGGGGGCCGCCGCGGCCCCGCCGUCCCUGCAGGCCCGCCCUGCGGCCGUGUGCGGGCAGAGCUGGUGCCCCGGGCGGCCCGCGGCGCCCACCACGUCGGCUCUCCCCCAGCCCCAGACGCCCGAGGAGCGGCGAGGUGCGAGGCUGAGCUCCCAGCCCCGUCUGCCCGGGUCUGCUCGGCGGAGUGUGGCCGGGGGUGCCAGGCGGGAGUCCUCUCUGCACUCCGGGACGAAGGCCGUGCCUGCCCCUGCGAGUCCCUUUAAAGUCCCUAAGUUUCCUGCUGGUGGACCCCCGGACAGCGCGACGCCCCGGCUCUCUCGGGCACCGAGGCCGCAGUCCUGCACGUCGACGGGGAGGGCUGUCCACGGCACUCCGGCGCGGCGUGCCUCGGGGCCCGUCUCCCGGACUCCCGUGAGUGCGCCGCGGGUGGCCGCCCUGCUCACACCCGCCGGCCGCCGGCUCUCAGGCCUUCCGGUGCUGACGCCGAGGACCCAGCCCAGGACCCUGGCAUCUCCCCAGCGUGGUUCUGCUCGGCGCCUCUCUUCCGAGCCCCGGAGAAGGUCUGCAGGGAGACCAACUCUCAGCCCACGCAGCAGCCCCACCUGCCCCCAGAAAUUCCCUCACGUGUCCCCCAUACCCUGCAGGCCUGCGCCCGGGAACCAGUGCUCGGACGAGUCCUCCGAUGGGAGCUUUUCUCCUCUGGCGGCCGUGCCGCAGGCUCUCAGCUUCUCUCCAGAAAAGAGUGACUUCGCCCUCCCUACCAGCGUCGCGGCAGCACAAGCACCGGACCAGGCACAGCCCCCUGCGGAUGCGGCCCCGGCCGAGGUCCUGCUGGUGGACAUCCCGCUGGAGCGGCUGUGCAUCGCCCCCGCCUCUCGGAGCUCCCCGCCCGCCGACGUGGCUCUCAUUGACUUCCGCAGCCCCCCGGGGGCCGGUGGGCCCCUGAUCGACCUCUUGGUGAACACUCCGGACCCGGACAGGAGCGCCGUGGCCAAGCUGCUCCCCCACGUGGGACAGCUGGUGGACCCGUGCGCCCCGCUGAUCCAGCUGAGCCCCGAGGCCGACAAGGAAAACGUGGACUCACCGCUGCUCAAGUUCUGAGCGCAGCCGGAGCCUGGCAUGUCGCCCGCUGUCACAAGAACUGCCCGUCCUCGGGCAGUCUGGGACCCUCAGAGAUGAGUUUUAGGAGACAUUGUGUCGGAAACACCCAAGGGAAACCGCUGUGCUCGGCGUCGGGGGCUGAGGGAGCGGGGCGAGCCCGUGCCCGCCCGGCAGGUCCAGCCCUGCCACCCCUCCCUACGCCGGCGGGACUCAGAAGCCCCCCAGAUGGGAGUUGCUUUGAAUGUGUUUUUAUGUAAAAUAGCAAGUCACUGUUUUAAAAACUAGGUUUAUUACAUGAAAAGUUAAGUAUUCUAGACUUAAGUUGUAAAUGAAAAUAUAUUAAAGCAUAUCUUGAUUUUCACAUAC
Molecule: messenger RNA, 2975 nt
Organism: Phyllostomus discolor (pale spear-nosed bat)
Lineage: Eukaryota; Metazoa; Chordata; Mammalia; Chiroptera; Phyllostomidae
Gene: GTSE1
Product: G2 and S-phase expressed 1
Exons: 12
Coding region: 261-2609 (782 amino acids)
Cellular component (GO): microtubule cytoskeleton; cytoplasmic microtubule
Molecular function (GO): microtubule binding
Source: RefSeq, a predicted model, not a curated record